This is a messenger RNA of Thunnus maccoyii (southern bluefin tuna), 1711 nucleotides long. RefSeq names its product peptidylprolyl isomerase (cyclophilin)-like 4 (gene ppil4). The transcript has 13 exons. NCBI's taxonomy places the organism in Eukaryota, Metazoa, Chordata, Actinopteri, Scombriformes, Scombridae. The record is from RefSeq and is a predicted model, not a curated record. The coding region runs from base 42 to 1466 and encodes 474 amino acids. Gene Ontology annotation, molecular function: peptidyl-prolyl cis-trans isomerase activity; RNA binding. Gene Ontology annotation, cellular component: nucleus. Gene Ontology annotation, biological process: protein peptidyl-prolyl isomerization.
UUUCCCUAUCACACUCCUCUCGCGAGAUCACACACGUCAGUAUGGCGGUGCUCCUUGAAACGACGCUGGGCGAUAUUGUGAUUGAUUUAUUUACUGAAGAAAGGCCUAAAACUUGCCUAAACUUUCUGAAACUAUGCAAGAUAAAAUACUACAACUACUGCCUCAUCCACAAUGUUCAGAGAGACUUCAUCAUGCAGACCGGAGAUCCCACCGGGACCGGCCGCGGUGGAGAGUCAAUCUACAGCAAACUAUACGGGGACCAGGCCCGCUUUUUUGAAGCAGAGAAAACACCACGCAUCAAACACAGAAAGAAAGGGACGGUAUCUAUGGUGAACAACGGGAGCGACCAGCAUGGUUCUCAGUUCCUUAUUACAGCUGGCGAGAACCUUGAUUACCUGGAUGGAGUCCACACCGUGUUUGGAGAAGUGACAGAAGGCAUGGACGUGUUGGCCAAAAUCAAUGAGACCUUUGUUGACAAGGACUUUGUUCCAUUUCAGGAUAUCAGGAUAAACCACACAGUGAUCCUGGAAGACCCAUAUGAUGAUCCUCCUGAUCUGCCAGUGCCAGAUCGAUCCCCCGAGCCCACCAAAGAGCAGCUGGAUAGCGGCCGGAUCGGAGCGGAUGAAGUAAUAGACGAUACAGAUGGGAAGGGAGCUGAGGAGCUGGAGGAGAGGCUGAAGGAGAAAGAGGCCAAGACUCAGGCCAUCCUGCUGGAGAUGGUGGGUGACCUCCCCGACGCAGACGUUAAGCCUCCGGAGAACGUGCUGUUUGUGUGCAAACUGAACCCGGUGACCACAGACGAGGACCUGGAAAUCAUCUUUUCCCGCUUCGGGACCAUAAAAAGCUGUGAGAUCAUCAGAGACUGGAAAACUGGAGAUUCCCUCUGUUAUGCUUUUAUUGAGUUUGAUAAGCAAGAAGAUUGUGAAAAAGCCUACUUCAAAAUGGACAACGUGCUCAUUGAUGAUCGACGUAUUCAUGUAGACUUCAGCCAGUCAGUCGCUAAGAUCAAAUGGAAAGGGAAAGGUGGGAAGUAUACUAAAGAUGACUUCAAAGCCUACGAAAAGGACGUGGAGAACCGAUCGAAACUGACUCUCAAGGAUCAAGUGAAGCCUAAACAAGAUUCCAAGUAUGACCUGCUGCUGGAGGAGGAAGAGGAGGCGACGGGCCGUCGGCAUUCUGAGAAGAAACACAAAGAGAAGAGACAUCAUCAUUAUUCAGACGACGAAGACAGCAGGAAGUCCAAAAAGCACAAGGUUAGUGAGGAGAGCCGGCGAGAUAGAAAGACAGGCCGCCAGCGCUCUCGAUCCCGCUCACGUUCCCGCUCCAGAGACCGGGAUCACAAGCAUAACAAGUCCCGUGUCAAACAUGGGAAAGAGGGACGCGACAAAGGCCACAGCCACAAGGACAGGAGCUGCAGUCGCUCCCCCAAGAAGUCCAAGGACAAAGAGAGGAAUAGAUACAGAUGAGGGAGAGCAGGGAAGAAGGUUCACCUGAACUUUAUCUUUCUGUGACCGGAGCUCCUGAACUGUGUUCAGCAUGAAUUAAUGUUAUCUAAAAUAUUCACUACUGGCUUCCUUUUAAGAUUGCUUGACCUUGACUUUUAGAAAUGAUUCAGUUCUUUAUCAGGUCCUUGUCCCUUUGUCUUGAAGAACAAAAAUGGUUUAAAAAAUUCUGUUUUAUAUGUGUAUUAAAAAAUUCCAUCAUAAUGUGA